GGGCCUCGGUUUCCCCAUUUGCUGGAGGGAAGAAUCAUGGCUGUGCCACAAAAGGGCAAUGGUCGGUCUCGGGCCUCGAUUUCCCCAUCUGUUCAGCGGCAGAAGCACCCCCUCGCCGGGCCCUCUGCUUUGCGGGUGGCGAUGACCGAGCAGCUGAGACCGCGGAGCGCAGAGGGUCGGCCCCGGCAUGCCGGUUGCGGGGCUCCGGGCACACUACUUAAUCUCUCCUAGCUCCGGUUUAGCAGGUCACUUCCGUCAGUUCCACAGGGCGGGGGCAGGGGCAGGGGGACGGGCUUCCUUGGGGGUCUCGCUCCCUCCCCGCGACCCCCCCGACGGCGGCCAAUUCAAAAGGGCGCGCGGGUGCGGCGGACUCGGAGGCGGCGGAGCUUUGCUCAGGGCGCGCGCGUUUCCGACCGGCGCGCUUUCCCAGGGACGCCGCCGCCCCUCGCGCCUCCGCGCCCCCCGUGCCCGCGUCCCCGGCGCCGCCGGCCCGGAGCUCCCCAGAAGCCUCGGUCCCGCUGCCGCCGGCGCUCGCGAAGGGAAGCCGGGGCCGCCCGAGACCUCGGCGCGCUGCUCCGGACCCGAGAGGCCGCUGCACCGGCUGCCGCUCCAGAUGCUGCUGUUGCCUCCGCGGCCACCCCAUCCUCGGUCCUCCUCUCCGGAGGCCAUGGACCCUCCGCCCCCCAAGGCUCCCCCAUUCCCCAAGGCCGAAGGCUCUUCUUCGUCCCCUUCCUCGGCUUCUGGGCCCCGACCCCCACGGCUGGGUCGCCACCUGCUCAUCGACGCCAAUGGGGUGCCCUACACGUACACGGUGCAGCUGGAGGAGGAGCCCCGAGGCCCGCCCCAGCGCGAGGCGCCCGCGGGAGAGCCCGCCCCCCGCAAAGGUUACAGCUGCCCGGAGUGCGCCCGUGUCUUUGCCAGCCCUCUGCGGCUGCAGAGCCACCGUGUAUCGCACUCGGACCUCAAGCCCUUCACGUGUGGCGCCUGUGGCAAGGCCUUCAAGCGCUCCAGUCACCUGUCGCGGCACCGUGCCACGCACCGCGCCCGCGCCGGUCCGCCGCACACCUGCCCGCUCUGCCCACGCCGCUUCCAGGACGCCGCGGAGCUGGCGCAGCACGUGCGCCUCCACUGAGGUCGAUGAGGCUCCUAGACCGCGCCUGCGCGGCCCCUCUCUGGGCCACCACGUCUGUCCCACACAGCGACGCUCCUACACACGCUCCCUGUCCCUGCUGAGGUUACUGCCUUCCCUUCGCCCUCAGUUUCCCCAUCCGUCUCCUCUCCCCUCCUAGCUGUGUGAUGUAGACCAAGUCGUUGUCCCUCCCUGGGCCUGUGAAAUGGGUGGAUUGGAGAAGAGGCGGAACACGGGCCUGGCUUCCCGUCCGGCUGUUCUGUGUGACCCUCUGCGAGUGACCUACCCUCUCUGAGCUUUAGUUUCCUGCUCUCCGAAGUGGUGAUCGGUUGUGUGUCCAGGUGGAAGAGGCGACAAAAGGGCGAGGGCACGGUCUGGUUCAUUUCUGUAUCUCCUUCUUCCGCCCACUACGCCUACACCCUUUGCUCAAUAAACAUUCCUCACUUCA
This is a messenger RNA of Choloepus didactylus (southern two-toed sloth), 1577 nucleotides long. It is a transcript of the gene ZNF580, whose product is annotated as zinc finger protein 580. The transcript is spliced from 2 exons. Lineage: Eukaryota; Metazoa; Chordata; Mammalia; Pilosa; Megalonychidae. Gene Ontology annotation, cellular component: nucleus. The record is from RefSeq and is a predicted model, not a curated record. Gene Ontology annotation, biological process: regulation of transcription by RNA polymerase II. Bases 188 to 1132 code for a protein of 314 amino acids. Gene Ontology annotation, molecular function: RNA polymerase II cis-regulatory region sequence-specific DNA binding; DNA-binding transcription activator activity, RNA polymerase II-specific.